Messenger RNA from Sphaerodactylus townsendi, 2281 nucleotides. RefSeq names its product EGF like domain multiple 7 (gene EGFL7). The transcript is spliced from 9 exons. Gene Ontology annotation, cellular component: cell surface; extracellular region. Lineage: Eukaryota; Metazoa; Chordata; Lepidosauria; Squamata; Sphaerodactylidae. The record is from RefSeq and is a predicted model, not a curated record. Gene Ontology annotation, molecular function: calcium ion binding; signaling receptor binding. Gene Ontology annotation, biological process: anatomical structure development. Bases 421 to 1221 code for a protein of 266 amino acids.
AACUCCAAAGGGACCUCCUGCCUCCGUGCAUCAUGGCCACUGACCAGCUGGACUGGGGAGGGAGGCCGCCAGCACCAAGCGAAUCCUGCUGCGGCCGGGCAGCCUUUCACGACGAGGCAGCAAAGACCAGCAGACGAGGUGGCGACUGGCUGCUAGAAGGGGUCUCUGGAAAGGCGGGAGGUGGUCUGCAACCCAUGGCCACCACAGGGGGCACAGCGGGACGUGGCAGCUACUGGCUCUCGUGGAUUAAGAAGCCAAGGAGCCUUCCAAGGGACCUACUCCUGUGCAGCGACAGGUGACUGGCCAAGAUGGAGCAGAUUUGCUUGAGAAACAGGCCCUUCCGCGAGCUCCCCGUGUGAAUCCUCUGUUCUUCCUUUACGCUGCACUGGAGGAGGGGGAGGUCCCAGCAGAGGAGAGGAAAUGGGGAGGGUCGGCGGCCUCCUGACUGGAUGUGUGCUGGUGCUUGCAGUGACAGAGGCAGAGCGUUUCUCCCAGCAAGGGCGCCGCGUGUGUACCAUGGCAAUGGAGAGCCGCACCGUGUCCUUCCUGGUGUCCCACGCACACCCCAUCUACCAGCCCUACCUGACUGUGUGCCAGGGGCAGAGGCUUUGCAGUACGUACAGAACCACCUACAGGGUCUCCCACCGGAAGGCAUAUCGGGCGGUUUCCCAGCAGGCGCCCAGAUGCUGUCCUGGAUGGAGGCGGGCGAGUGGCCACGCCUGGCUUGGAUGCAACACAGCCACCUGCCAGCCGCCUUGCCAAAACGGCGGGAAGUGUUCAUUCCCCAAUAAAUGCGCCUGCCCUGCAGGGUGGACUGGAAGGUGCUGCCAGACAGAUGUGGAUGAAUGUGCCGGAGGAAGACACGGAUGCCGUCAGACCUGCCUCAACGUGGCCGGGAGUUUCAUCUGCAGCUGCCAGCAAGGACACAGGCUGCAGGCUGACGGGGAAACGUGCCAGGCUCCAGCAGCACCCACUGAGGUCCCGGGCACCACUAGUCCGGCUGGAGAUGGCAGUCUGACUGGGCAGGAAGACGCGAAGGAGCUGAGAGCCAGAGUGGUGGCCCUGGAGGAGGCACCUGUCAGCCUGAACUCAGUGGCCAAAGAAGCAGGAAGAGGAGCCCCCGCUUCUGACCUGGUCGCCUCUCUUUCCCUGUGUUUUGAAUGCAUGGCUGCAGGGCGUGGUCAGAGACUGGUCCUGGUGGCUGGAAAUGAGAUCCAAUGAGGGCUGUGUUUGGAAGAGCAGGAUGGAGCCUCUGCUGAGACUGUCAGCAUCUUACUUCUCCAAAGAAGUUUCUCAUCCUUCCGGUUGCCAGGCAAAGGUUCAGCCGCCCAGCCUCAUGCGGUACAAGGUCACUCAGCACCUGUGAAACAAACACACUCUUUUGUUGUCGCCCCCCCCCCCCCGGAAAUUAUCAUGUAAAAAGGACAGGCAUUUAUGUGGUACCAGCUUCAUAUUUCUACUAUUCAGAACUCCUAACUUGGUGCGGACACUGAGAUUUCACAAGUGGUUCCCCUUCUCUAACCACAAAACAAGUUUUCACUGCAGAAUGGAGACUGCUAUAUUGGGAAUACAGCCCUCAAGGACUCACCUCUCCCAUUACACAAGGAGCUGAACGGCAUCUUCCUUUGGUGGCAGAAGAAAGUUCCUGUUCCUCCUUUGGCGAGGGCACCGACUUCUGAUGCACCAAGAGAGGUCAUAGACUCGGAAGGGGCCACACAGGCCACCUCGUCCAACUCCCUGCUCAAAGCAGAAUCAGCCCAAAAGCAUCACUGACUCGUGUCCCUCCAGCCGCUGCUUGGAGCUCAGCACCUGCCUUGACAACCAGUUCCACAGCUGAAUUAUUCUUUCCCCCCUAAUAUCAAGCCAAUACCUUUACGCACAUGAUUUAGGCCCAUUCUUGCGCAUCACACCCUCUGCCGCCAACAGGAACAGCUCCUUCCCCUCCUCUAAGAGAAAGUGGAGACAGCCCUUCACAUACUAACAGAGCAGUCAUGUCCCUCCCCGCCCCCCCGCCUCCUCCUCUCCAGGCUGCACAUUCCCAAGUCCUCACUGCUCUCCUCUGCACCUGCUCCAUUGUGUCCACAUCCUUUGGAAGUGAAGCCUCCAGAACUGGCCACAGGACUCCAGGUGCAGCCUCACCUAUGAGCAAGCCAGCCUGGCGUAGUGGCUAAGGAUUCUAAUCUGGAGAACCGGAUUUGAUUCCCCACUCCUCCACCUGAGUGGUAGAGGCUUAUCUGGUGAACCAGAUGUGUUUCUGUACUCCUACAUUCUUGCUGGGUGA